ACCACCUCAUCCGGGGACCUGGCACCGUCAGGCGAGCAGUCGCCAUUACGAACGCGGCUCGGAAUAUCAGCCCCGCUCCCGGGAGCGGAAACACCCAGCCCCCGACACCCGCCUGGGCCCCAGACCCCGGGCCGUGACCCACCGAGGGCCCUCCUGCUCCCGGAGCCGCCCAGCUCCUCACAGGCCCCCCGCCUGCCCCCCGAUUUCUCUGUUUCCAGGCCCCCCGCCCGGUGAUUUCUUCCUGUGUCGGUCUCUCUCUCGGAAGAUGUCGCCAUGAGUCCCGCUCUCCGCUGUCCGCCGCUCCUGAACGCCAUGCUCUUGGCUUCCAGCUGCCCCCCGAGCCGUGCUGCCCCCCUGCUCCCCCCGGCCUAUGCCCCUGAGCUGCCCCGGCUCUGCGGCAGACAUGGAGCCCGGAUCCAACAACAAGAACCAGAACCGCUCGGGCUCCGCUGGACCUGCCGGGGAGUCUAAGCCCAAAAUCGAUGGGAAAAACGGCAGUAGCUCGAAACAGCGCUACAGCCGAAAACGUGAAAACCCCAAAAAUGAAAGCUUCACAAGUCAGCCCCGCCGCUCCGGCCCACAGAAAAGCAAGACUUUUAACAAGGUUCCACCUCAAAGAGGAGCCACCAAACAGUAUACAUAUGGAAGGAGGGAAGAGGUAGCAGAAGCUCAAAGGGCAGAAUUUAGCCCAGCCCAGUACUCCGGACCCAAAAAGAUAAGCCUAAACCAUCUUCUCAACUUCACUUUUGAACCACGUGGCCACCCAGGAACCCAUCGUGAUGGCCAUGCAAACUGGGGGCGGAGAAAUAAGUGGGGACACAAACCCUUCAACAAGGAGCUCUUUCUGCAAGCAAACUGCCAAUUUGUGGUGUCUGAAGAUCACGACUAUAGCGUCCACUUUACAGAUCCUGAUACUCUUGUUAGCUGGGACCUUGUGGAACAAGUGCGUAUCUGUAGCCACGAGGUACCAUCUUGCCCGAUCUGCCUGUACCCUCCCAUUGCAGCAAAGAUCACUAGAUGUGGACAUAUCUUUUGUUGGGCUUGUAUUUUGCACUAUUUGUCUCUAAGUGAGAAGGACUGGAGUCGUUGUCCAAUUUGCUACAGUUCCAUUAUAAGAAAGGAUCUCAAAAGUGUUGUUGCCACUGAAACUCGUCUUUAUGCCGUGGGUGAUAUAAUAACGAUGCAGCUCAUGAGGAGAGAAAAGGGAGUUCUUGUGGCCAUGCCUAAAUCAAAGUGGAUUAAGCUUGAUGAGCCCAUUCACCUUGGAGAUGUGGAACAUUCUGAGUUUUCAAAACUUCUCCUGGCCUCCCAGGAUCAGAUACGUAAACAAGUAAUUUGUAAGGAAAAGGAGGCACUCUUGGAGCAGCACAAUGCGGAAAAAGAUACACCAGAGGCCUGUUUUAUAGAGGCAGCUAUUCAAGAUUUGAAGGAUCGUGAAAUCAGUCUCUCUACUUGCAAAUCAAAUGCUGAUGCAGUCUCCAUUCCUAUGGAGGCUUUGAAAUUGGAUGUGAUGCCUGAAGCAAGGCUUCCUGGCCUAUGUUCACAGCAGGUUGUGCAGUAUCGCUCUGCAUUUGAUGAGGAAAUUGAUGAACCGUUGUGUAAAGAACAAGAUCCUGCCCUGGAGGUCACACCAGAAGAGAUGCUGGCUUUGGAAGGUGCAGCAUCUCUGGAAGGAAGUGAUCUUGUACAACCUGCAGAUGGAACGUGUACUUCUUACAACCAGCAGACCACUACCAAUGAAACAAACUCACAUUAUUAUUACUUUUACCAAGCUGAAGAUGGACAGCAUGUGUUUCUCCAUCCAGUGAAUGUACGAUGCUUGGUGCAUGAAUAUGGCAGUCUUGAGCGCUGCCCAGAGAAAAUUACCGCUGCUGUUGUAGAGAUUGAUGGUUUUACAAUGACUGAGGAGGUCCGCAGACGUCAUCGUUAUCUGUGUCACCUGCCUCUUACCUGUGAGUUCAGCAUCUGUGAGAUGGCACUUUUACCUCCAACAGUCUCUCCUGAAACAUUGAUGUUUUUUGCAGAUGAAGUGGAGAAGCGAAAACGCCUGCGUCAGCGGAAGGCACGUGAUGAAAGACGCAGGGAGAAAAGAAUAGAGAUUGAGGAGAACAGGAAGCAGGGAAAGUAUCCUGAGGUUCACAUGGCAUUAGAAAAUCUGCAACAGUUUCCUGCAGUCAGUUCCACAACAGGGAUCCCUGUGCCAGGAGAAAGCACCCAGAUAUCCAUAGCAGAAACACAUGGCUCAUUCUCCCCUUCUCCUAUAAGCAGCAGCCCAGUCUCCCAGAUAGGUGCAGAGUCUCCUGCUGACCGUCUGCUAACCCUGGAGGAGGAUUGCAAGUCUCCUUCCUUUGCACAGAUGCUGAUGGUUGGUAAAGCUAAAGCAGAGUCUUGGCCCAAAGUGGUCCCAAAAAAAGAAAAUACUCUGAUAAACCCAGCUCCUGCAGAUAGUGAUGGGGAGAGUGACAGCUCUGAGAGAGUCCCAGUACCUAGCUUUCAGAACUCAUUUAGUCAGGCCAUGGAGGCAGCUUUCCUAAAGCUGGAUACUGCAUUGCCCACUCCUUCACCUUCAGUUGAGAAAGGAGGGAAGAAGAAAAAGAAGCAGCAGAAACUUCUGUUCAGCACCUCAAUGGUCCACACUAAAUGAGCAUAGCAGCCCUCUAUCACAUCUACCCAAUCAAACUUCUAAUUGUAUCUUAACACUUUGCUUUCAAUCACUUUAUCUGCAGUAUUUAUGGUUGACUUUUUUCCUCCCUCUUUUUGUUUUUGGGUCGUCUGGUGUGGGUUGAGCCAACACACACUAUUAAACAAAGCUAAUGUUUUCAGGGGAAGAACCCUAAUUGGAACUGUAGCGUUUAGUUGGACUGACUUGGAGUGGAGCAGUGCCAUUUAGCUGAUUUAAGGAGGCAAACCGUGUUGGGCUACAGAGCACCAAAAUUUUUUUUUUUUUUAAAAGCUGCUGAAACCCAUGUUUUUCUUUAAAUGGACCUUUAUUUCCUGUUCCAUGUGAUUUGACAGGAAAGGGCCAAGUCCAGUAUGACUUUUUCUUUUUCUCCCUAAAUAAAUUGUAGAUGACAUUCUAA
Pelobates fuscus (common spadefoot toad) is the source of this 3080-nucleotide messenger RNA. It is a transcript of the gene RNF10, whose product is annotated as ring finger protein 10. Bases 371 to 2644 code for a protein of 757 amino acids. NCBI's taxonomy places the organism in Eukaryota, Metazoa, Chordata, Amphibia, Anura, Pelobatidae. Gene Ontology annotation, molecular function: metal ion binding; transcription cis-regulatory region binding. The transcript is spliced from 16 exons. The record is from RefSeq and is a predicted model, not a curated record. Gene Ontology annotation, biological process: positive regulation of transcription by RNA polymerase II; positive regulation of myelination.